This is a messenger RNA of Menidia menidia (Atlantic silverside), 4981 nucleotides long. The record is from the annotation of a GenBank genome assembly. Lineage: Eukaryota; Metazoa; Chordata; Actinopteri; Atheriniformes; Atherinopsidae.
UUGCUAACUCAAUGUGGCGAGUCGUUCCGGACAGCGCGAGGACUCGUUCGCCACGGCUCGGCUUUUCGCGGCAGUCCCGCCCGUCGACAGCCACCGACAACCCCCGCAUCCAUAUUUGCAUCCCAGGGAGUGGCAUCCGCUAAUCUCCCGUUCCCCCCCCCUGGCACGGACCCGGGAGCCAGGAGGCUCACGCCCUGUUCGGACGCGGUGUUUUCAGACGGGAAACUAGAAACAUGCAGAGGCACAUCAUCUCUUCCUUCAUCUAGUUCCAGAUCCACCAGCCUCCAGCGCCCAGCCAGAAGCUCUCAGGUCCCGGCCCAUUCCAGCCCAGUUGGAAGGAGCUCAGUGGGUGGAUCGUCCAGCCCCAUUGGCCCUAAAGACAGCAGCCAGCUCAAGCCCAUCACACCGGUUAAAAUCUCGGAGGAAGGCGAUGAUGUUUUGGGGGACUACACGGUUGGCGAGCAGGUGUGGGUCAACGGCGUCAAGCCGGGCGUCAUCGCCUUCCUCGGGGAGACCCAGUUCGCCCCCGGACAGUGGGCCGGCGUGAUUCUCAACGACCUAGUUGGCAAGAACGACGGCUCGGUGGGCGGCGUGCGCUACUUUGAGUGCCAGCCCCUCCAGGGCAUUUUCACGCGACCCUCCAAGCUCACCAGACAGUCGGCCGGGGAGGGCAGCGACAGCCACUCCACCGACUCGGCCCAGAACCUGACCCCCCAGGCGGGCGGCGGAGCGCCCCCCGGCCAGCGCGUGGUGGUGCCGCUCAGAGAGGGCCUGCUCAACAGCGCCGUCAAACCGGGGAACGAGUCCGGCUCCAACAUGUCGGACAGCGGCUCGGUGAAGAAGGCCGGGGAGAAGGACCUGCGAGAGGGAGACCGGGUUCUGGUCGGAGGCUCAAAGAUGGGGGUCAUACGUUUUAUGGGGGAAACAGACUUUGCCAAGGGGGAGUGGUGUGGCGUGGAGCUGGACGAGCCCCUGGGGAAGAACGACGGCGCAGUGGCCGGAACCAGAUAUUUCCAGUGUCUUCCCAAGUUCGGUCUGUUCGCUCCCAUCCACAAGGUGAUCCGCAUCGGCUUCCCCUCCACCAGCCCGGCCAAGGCCAAGAAGAGCAAGCGGGUGGCCAUGGGGGUGUCCUCUCUGGCCCACAGCCCCAGCAGCUCGUCCAUCAGCUCGGUCAGCUCGGUGGCCUCCUCUGUGGGUGGACGGCCGAGCCGAGCCGGGCUGCUCACGGAGACGUCGUCCCGCUACGCCCGGAAGAUCUCGGGCACCACGGCGCUGCAGGAGGCGCUGAAGGAGAAGCAGCAGCACAUCGAGCAGCUGCUGGCCGAGAGGGACCUGGAGCGCGCCGAGGUGGCCAAAGCCAACAGCCACAUCUGCCAGGUGGAGAAGGAGCUGGGCGUGCUCAAGGCGCAGCACAUGCAGCACGUCACGGAGAACGAGAGCACCCUGCAGCAGGUCAGAGCCGUGCUGGCCACCACGCAGAAAGAUAAGCUGGAACUGGCCAAUCAGCUCGAGGAAGAGAAGAGGAAAGUGGAGGAUCUCCAGUUCAGAGUAGAGGAGGAGUCCAUCACCAAAGGAGAUCUGGAGGGAAGACGCAGUCAUGUUGCAGCAUCCUUGAGGUUGGGCAGCAGAACCAAGCAAACCACCGUGGAGGAGCAGAGCCGCAUCGCGCAGCUGGAGAAGGAGCUGGCCCAGAGGAGAGCCCAGGUAGAGGAGCUGCAGGCACAGCUCCCACCAACGGACGCCAGCCGGAGGGAGGCGGACGCCCGGCCAGAGGCCCCGCCCCCGGCCGGCCCCGAGCACAGCCAGGACAGCACCCAGCCCCCGGAGACGUACCAGGCCACGUUAGCAGCAAACCAGCAGGUGAUAGACUCGCUGAGGGCGGUGGUGGAGAAACAAAACCUGGAGAUCAGCGAGGCCAAGCAGAAAGCCCAGCAGGCCGCCAAGGAGAACAUGGAGAUGAUGGACACCUGGAAGGAUAAGUUUGACACUUUAGUGACUGACCAUCAGCGAUCCCUAGAGGACCUGAAGGCCUCCCUGAGCAGAGAUCCAGCUGCUCCAGAAGGCAGAGACCCGGACGUCCAGGAGCUGAGAACCACGCUGGAGAGCCUGAAGAUGGAGCACCACCUGGAGGUGGAGAAUCUCAAGGCCAAACACAAGAUCGAAGCCGCCAUUCUCACAAAAGAGCGCGAGGACUUCUGCGCUCGCCUUCAGGAGGCCCGAGAGCAGCUGGCUGAGGGCGCCCAGAACCCUGAGGCUGAGCCCCCGGUCAGCAGGCAUGCUCUGGACAAGGCCUGGGAGAAGCUGCAGCAGGCGGAGCAGAGGCUGGCGGAGAAGGAGAAGCUCCAGGCGGAGCAGGACAAAAGCAUGGCCGAGCUGCGAGACCGGCUGGAGCUCUCAGAGAAGAAGAUGGCCGACUACCAGGCCCUGCAGAAGGCCCAGGCAGAGAGCCGGGAGGAGGUCCAGAGGCUGGAGGAGAAGCUGCGGGUGACCGUCAACCAGCUCCAGGUCAUCCAGGCUGACCGCUACUCAUCCCACGACGCCAAUGUGAUAGAAGAUAACGAUAUCGCAGAUGAGAAGAUGAAGCUGAGGAAGAAUAUUGAAGAAACAAUGGAAAAGUUGCUCAAACGGGAAAAGGAAGUCUCCACUCUCACUUCCCAGGUUGAGGCCCUCAAAUCCCAGGUCGGAGCUCUCGAAGGCAAAGUCCGCUCAAGCGAAAAGAAAGCCGAGGCCCUGGUCAAGGAGAAGAUGCGUGUGGAGGCAGAGCUGGAGUCCAUGACCAAGAAGUCCCACGAUGCCUCUGGGCAGCUCGUCAGCAUCAGCCAAGAGCUUCUAAUGAAAGAAGGGAGUCUGAAUGAGCUGAGGGUGCUGCUGCUGGAGUCCCAUCGCCACUCCCGCGACGUGGAGAAAGACCUGAGCCGCGAGGUGCACAAGGCCGAGUGGAAGGUCAAGGAGCAGAAGCUUCAAGACGACAUCAAAACCCUGCGGGAAAAGCUGCUGCUGCUGGGCCGGGAGCGCCCCUCUCCUGACCACCGGCGCUACUCCAUGCUGGAGCCCUCGGCUCUGGACUCGGAGGUGAACCGCCUGCGCCAGCGGCUGUCCAGCACCGAGGACGCCCUGAGGAACGCCCUGGAGCACAACCAGCAGGUGGACCAGCUGGUCCAGGCCAUGCGCCGGCAUCCCGAGAAAAGCCCGGUGCACGGUGCAAAUUCAGCCAACGGGAUCCAUCACCAGGAGCCCGACGGCCCUCCAGAUGAGCAGCGCUGAAGCGAGCGGGAGCGGCCAGACCUGGACCCUGACGGAGCUCCGACCCCCCCGGGACCCGCAGACACAGCCUGUUCACACGUCUCCUCCUCAUCCUGCGGUGGACAUCUCAACCAACGUUUCAGUUUACAGUCGAUACCAAAACAGUGAAUCUCUAUCUCAAGUGAAUUUCUUUGAUGUUCUGAAAGCACCUAUUAACCAAUCAUGAAGGCCGCUUAAAGUAAUAUAAAGUAUGGGCAUGAAGAGGUCUAACCAGUCCAACAGCUGCUGGACACACACCCAGGGGCCACUUUGGAUGCUUUCCAGUAGUUACAAAGUUUGAUUCUUUGAGUUGACGAGAAGUCUAAAUCUAAAUUUUGGUCUGGAAGCAAAGCUGUUGAUGGACAACUGGACGAAGAGCAACUGGGUCUUUCUUCAUUUUCUAUUUGUUUAAUUUAUUUCUUUUACUUUGCUCAUUUGCUUUGUAACAACCCCUUGAACUGCAGGCCUGUUAAAACUCCUGAACGCUGAUUUUUAAUAACCAUUUGUCCGUUUAAACUCUACUGAAAGCCUGCUUUGUAUUAAAACUCCCUCUACAGUGCACACAAGGAACUGAGACACAAACAUGAGGUAAACAGAGUUCAAAUGUGGCCGUGAAAUGGUUCUGAUGUCCCCUCAUGAUGGUCACGCAGUUUAUUUCCCAUUUAUCUUUUUAAUAGCUUUCCCUGGGCCGAGCGGUCCAAAUGCUGGCUGUGCACAUUCUGAGCACAGACAGAAACUCAGAGCAUCACGCGUAAGAUGAGUUUUAAAAGCCAGUGUCGGCAAGCUAAUCCCAACAAACAAGUGAACUCAUUCUGAGUAAAAAAUGCUCCCAGAGGAAGAGACUGAGGACCACAGUGUGCCUCUGAAGAGUUCCACAAAAUAAUGCAAAUCCUCCAUCACCACUGAGUCCAAUCAAAGAAAAACAUUUCAGAACGCCUAUUGGCUUCAGUCCAUGGAUUUACAGACAGCCCUAUAACGCUGAGAGUUAUCCCUGUGACAGUUAUAGAGCAGAAACCAACAGCCUACUCCCGGGCACCGCGGACAGGAGCCCCUCCAUCCUCCCCCCAGAACACAUCUGGAAUCUUGCUAAAUCCAGCUGAGUGAUGUUAGGGGACUGUGUGAAUAACUCCGGGCUUUGUGUUUCUGUACCUGUGGAUCUCUUUCUCUGUCGGCAUUGAUGAAUUAUUUUAUUUCUGGUGGACUCGGCCUAUUCUCCGUCUAUAUAGUGGUAAUAACUAACUAUACGUGUAAUAGCGUGGCAGUCCAUGUGAGCCUGUUCUCUGUGCUGAAUCGUCCCGGGAUUGCUUCCCAUGCCUUUCUGUGUCUUCUAAAGGGCUGCCGCAGAAGCUGAAACCCAAACAACGGACCAGGGGCGCUCCACUCGUCCUUGCCCUAAAUAACAUCACGUCGCUCCCAUUUGCAUUCUAACGUUAAGUCUUCCAAAUAUUGAUUUACCCAUCUGUGGGCUGAGCCAGAGGGUCUGCUCACAGGUCACUGGUCCGGUACAGGAGGUCAGCAGGGGUAGCAGGGUCCGAGUCUCCUGAACACAGCAUGAAAGACGGGCACCGGUCAGCUCAAAUGAAGCCUAAAUUUUCCAUUAGAUGUUAUUGUAUAUGGCCUUUCCAGCUGGGGGGUUCUUCCCCUUUGGAUUAUUGCUGCAAUGGUUUUGGAGAUUGAGUCAUUAAAUAUUAACAUUGUG